This is a messenger RNA of Penicillium bovifimosum, 1167 nucleotides long. RefSeq lists its product as uncharacterized. The coding region runs from base 1 to 1167 and encodes 388 amino acids. The transcript has a single exon. NCBI's taxonomy places the organism in Eukaryota, Fungi, Ascomycota, Eurotiomycetes, Eurotiales, Aspergillaceae. The record is from RefSeq and is a predicted model, not a curated record.
AUGCCUCCAGUCUGGCCGACCGAUGCUUCACCCGACGUUCCAGCAUCCGCAGCUGCUGGGCUUUAUGUUCGGGAUGCUGGCAUUGACGAUACCGCAGACACAACGCCUUCCGUGAAUCUCAUAACCCGCACCCUCUUGCCCCGCGCAGAGACCACAACAAAAUCCCAUAAACCAACCUAUGGCCAAGGCACGGUCGAUCCACACAGCAUCAAGAUGCAAGGCCUGAUGGCCUUGUUCGCCAUCAUCGGACUAGUUUUUGUGUUGGGAGGAAUCUGGUUCUUCUUUUGGGCCAAGAACGGCGGGUUCGUCUGGCGCAAGGGCGACUGGGAUGACUACAAAUCCACAGUUCUACGACGAAAAGGACCCGAUGGUCGGACUCUGAGUAACGCCACCAAGAGUACUCGACUUGGUGGCGGAAGUGUCGUUGGCAAAGGCUACACAGACGACGGGUACUCGUACACAGAUGGAACCUACACCGAAACAGCGACGACCGUUACCAACGAAAAACCACGACGCAAGCGGUUCAGAGAAACCGCCAAAGAAAAGCUCCUACAACGCAACAAGCACGCGCAAUGGGAAGGCGCAGACGAUGCCGAUGUGCGCGCCUACCGGGAAGAGAAGCCUGCUCGCAUUGGCGGUAUGAACCGCGAAGCCGACGGAACUUACCACGGCAGCGACUACGACACUUCCGCGCCACCUACCACCUAUUACCAGAGUGAGAUGAGUCAAUCGCAGGACUUUGCCUACGAGCAGCCACGUCAUCAGCCGCGUCGCGAUCCCUCUGGGUUUUCAUUCACUGAAGGCAGCGAGGAUGUCAUCAGCCAAGUCACCGGAGAGCCAAGAAUUCGUGAUCCAUCCACUCGUCGCCACAACCGCCGUCGUGAGCGUGGUGCCCAUGCUCCGCCAUCCGCCCCGUCGUCGCGUACUAGCAGCCCCCGCAAGCACCGUGAGCGCCGCGUGCCUCCCGGCCACUUCACGGAGCCGCUGGAUCUCUCGUCUGUGGGCUCUCGUGCUGAGUACCAGUACUCUAAUGUUGACACUGAGGACUCUGGUACCAAGAGUUACAAGCACCCGAUUCCGGGCUUGACGAAGGGAUACCGCCGCGACGGACGAAGAAGCCGCCGUGAUAGUCUGAGUGAUAGUGAGGGCGAGACAGAGUACUCCUGA